ACGCGGAAUUCGAAGUUCGGCCUCCACGCUAGCAUCGCUUUAACAUAUGUUAGGUUUUUCAACCGGCUAAAUGUAAACAUGAUGCGUAUGCAUAAUCUGGUAUCAAUGAACUCUUAGUGAUAGAGUAGUCAUUAAAUAUUCAUGAGUUACAUGAAUCUGUACGUAAUAAGUAUCUACAAUUUCAUUCCAAAACCUGGGAGAGAUUGUGCCACAUCGCUUCGGAUCGCAUUAGAGUCGAGCGUAUGUACACAGACUGAUACAGACAAUGUUAAGAUUAUAUUAACGAAGAUUUAAAUACAAAGAUGCAGUGGCCGUCGUUUACUCUUAUAUUGACCGAAAUAUUUUUAGCUUUUAUUGCUUAUUCAAUUUAUAGUUUGUCUUUGUUGUUUGUGGCACCAGUUUGCGAGGAAGGCAAAUCAUGCUUAACGUCAUACUUGAAUCAACAGCCACAAGUACAGUUACAGGUGUAUAGUUCUAUUGAUAAAUAUCCCUCAGAUCGACAGAUCGAUUUUGUGUAUGGCAAUGAAAAUUUUAAUUAUACACACCCAGAUAACUUUCCUUUGACUUUGACCAUUCCACGCAAAACGCGAAACAAUGGAACAUUGUUUCUACAUAUUAUCAUUGCACCAAGUUCUAAAAGAUAUGGGAAAAGUAUCAUGGAUGCACAAAGGGAUCCAUAUGUAUCUUAUACGAGUAUUAAAAUGACUCAAUAUAUGGUACCUGAAGCAGAAGUUUUUAAUCUACUAGGUGAAAAAGAAUCUCGUGUAAAAAAGAAGAAAACAAAUUCAAUGCAACCUGUGACUCAUCUCAAAAGCCGUGUAACUUUCACGAUAAUGACAGAUGAUGCGAAGCUUCCUGUGAAUAAUGUACCAAUGGAGCUUGUAAAUCACUUGAAGAUUAUACAUGGGAAAACAUUUUUACCCAUAGUCAAGUGUGAUUUCCUACAAACCAGACAUCAUGAUUUGGUAAAAAUCAUGCCUCAGAAUGACACAGUCAAUAUCACCUUACAGUAUUCUCCAGUUUCUCUUGGAAAGUUAAGACUGUUGCUACACGUGGAAGCUACUAUGCAGAGCUUAAAAAAUCUCGGAUUUUCUGAUAAAGAUGUAAACGAAGUAAAAGGAAUUUUUGCAGACACUAAUAUAUAUAUCUUGGGAGGAACUUUCUUUAUUGCAGCCAUUCAUUUGCUGUUUGAUUUUCUUGCCUUUAAAAAUGAUGUCAGUUAUUGGAGGAGAAAAAAUAAUCUUGUAGGCCUUAGUAAGUGGACUGUUGUAUGGAGAGGAUUCAGUCAAACUAUCAUUUUUCUGUACUUGUUAAAUGAAGGUUCUUCUUUGCUCGUUCUUAUUCCUACUGGGAUUGGAUCCAUUAUUGAGAUAUGGAAAUUAAAGAAGGUAUUAAAGUUUAAAUUUAACAGAGACAAUAAUAUUAAUGUAGCUGAAGCUAAAACAAGACAGUUCGAUGCAGAAAGUAUGCAUUACUUAAGUUACUUGUUAUACCCUCUUGUCAUUGGUGGUGCAAUAUACUCCUUGCUCUAUCAGCCUCAUAAAAGCUGGUACUCGUGGAGCAUAAAUUCCUUAGUGAAUGGUGUCUAUGCGUUCGGAUUUUUAUUUAUGCUUCCUCAGCUUUUCGUGAAUUACAAAUUAAAAUCUGUGGCACAUUUACCAUGGCGAACGUUCAUGUACAAAGCAUUUAACACAUUUAUCGACGAUGUGUUCGCAUUUAUAAUUUCCACGCCGACCGCGCAUAGAAUAGCUUGCUUCAGAGAUGACGCAGUUUUUCUUGUUUAUCUUUAUCAGCGAUGGCUGUAUCCAGUAGACAAGUCUCGCCCAGAUGUUGACUGUAUUGCGAUAAAAAAACGAAAAUACACCAAAGAAGAUGUUUACUUCUCACUAAAACGUUGGUGGGCAGAGUGUUGUAUUAAUCUGAAAAAGAAACAAGACAGGAAUUUGCAUCAUUCUGGAAAAGAUGUUUCAGAAAAUUUAAAAAUCAAACAUGAAGAUAACAACAACAGUGUACUUUUCUAUGGCACAGAUCAGAAAGGUAACUCCUUAUUUGUUAAAUUUUCUCACAGAAAAUUUAAACUGACUGAAGUAUCACUGCAGCUUUCUACAUCUGAUGGUCAGCUAUAUGUUUUGCCCGACUAUCCGGACACUACGCUGGUAAGCAGUUUAAAUCAGGAGUGGAUUGCUGGUGGACUUAAAAUUGAAUUUUUAGAAUUUCAAAAACGUUGGAGGAUAGUUUAUAAUGGCAUGCUUCGGAACUUAGCUCGCGGUGAUAAUAUUGAUCACGUUCGCUUGAAUUUCUUAUUCAUUGAAAGUUCAUAUCCGUUAAAAUGGCCAGAAGAUUGGAGUUCUAAAUUGCAUGCUGAAGUAUUAGCGAGUGAACCAUGGAGUUUCAAAUGGAUAAAUAAAAUAAAAUUAUUCGAUAACGCAGGUUUUGAUCAAACGGGAUCGAUGUUGGGACAAAUAACGUACAAGGAUGCGUCUGUUUCUACAAUGUAUUUGCGUGGACUUCACCAGCAUCGUUGGGGAAAACAUGAAUUUCACGAAUCAGUUACUUUAUUCGUUGUAAUGCCACUUGGGGAUAUAUAUUAUCUUGGCGUGGGCAGUACAAAACACAGCUUUCCACAACUGCAGUUUGGUCAGUUUAAACAUAGCAAUGAAGAAGUAUACGAGAUAGAGAAAAUAGACUUCAAGUUAUCUGAUUUUACCCAAGGAAAGUUUAAUGCUAACUCUACACACAAAGUGGGAUUCGAAGUCGAUGGUAAGGGGUAUAAUAUCGUUGUAAGGGGUAACGAUCCGUUAACAUUACAUUAUGGUCAACCAUGGAACUGGAUAAAUAAAAUUGCUACUGUAAAGUUAGAAGUCAAUGGGAAAGAGGGUUCUGGAUUAAUACAAUUAUGGUCUCCUUAUAGUGGACCAUGUCGUACAAAACUGCCUAAACAGUUACAGUUUUUGAAAGAACCCAACAUAUCUGCACAAAAAAAUGAUUAUGUUUUAUACUUUAAUGAUAAGAAAUGUCAAAAUGAAAGUAUUGUCGGUGGAAAAGGAUUUUCUCUUGCAAUAUUAACCGCGAUAAGGGAUGUAGAAUACGUUGUACCGAGAGGAUUUUGCAUAACUGUUUUUGCCCUGGAAUUGCAAUUAAAUACAUAUAAAGAAUUACAAGAAAUAAUCAGUGACAUUGAGGACGUCAGUGUCGGUAGAAAGGACGGUGAUCUUCAAAAACACUGCGACGAAGCAAUGAGUAUUAUUCAGUCAACUCCUUUAGCUGAUAAGAUAAAAAAUGCGGUUUUGGAAGCAAUAGAAAAUCUGGAGUCAGUAGAUGAUGAUAAAUCACCUAGAUAUGCAAUAAGAUCUAGCGCUGUAGGUGAAGAUAGCGAGGAAACCUCCGCAGCUGGACAGAAUUCAACAUAUUUAGGCGUUCAAGGGGCGGAUAAUGUUAUCAAAAGUAUAGCUAUGUGUUGGGCGAGUUUGUUUUCGUAUCAAAGUGUUAAGUAUAGGCAACAACAUGGCAUGUUUAUAAAAGCAUCUAUGGGAGUUUGCGUGCAAAAAAUGGUAAAUCCUGAUGCAGCUGGUGUAAUGUUCACUAGACAUCCAACCACCGGCGAUCCCUCAAAUAUUAUUAUUACAGCUAAUUAUGGACUAGGAGAGACGGUUGUAUCGGCAGCGGUUGAACCUGAUACUAUAGUCGUUCACAAAACCUGGGACAAUAAAUUAGCUGUAAAAAGUUCGACAGCAGGGAAUAAGAAGGAAAAGAUUUUGGCAAGUGGCGAUGGAGUAGUUACAGUUAAACUGGACGAUCAAGAGAGCAAAACAGUUUGCUUGCCAGACAAAGUAGCUUUACGAUUAGCUGCUAUAGGAAUAAAUUUAGAGACUCUGUUCGGCAGUGGUAGGGACAUAGAAUGGGCAGUGAUCGACGAGAAGAUUUAUUUACUUCAAGCUCGUCCUAUUACUACGUUAUACAUGUGGACAGAAUUCGAACUGAUACACGAAUUAGGAACAGGUGUUCCUAGCGAUAUUGACUUCAACACAUUUGCCAAUGUCGGCGAGGUGUUCCCACAUCCAAUGUCACCCUUAACAGUAUCUAUUCUUCCUCCAACGUUCAAUUCAAAUUUGAACGAUGAAAUUGGAACGAAAAAUCAGACCUGUUUCAGCAUAUUCGGCAUGAAAAACGCCAUAAAUUAUUAUGCUACGUUUCUACGAAAGCCUGCUAAGAAAAUAACGCUUCAGAAUAAGAUCGUAGAUAUUGCACUUAGCGGAAAAGUGGUAAUAACACCGGAACAUCAUAGAAUCGCGUGUGAAAGAAACGGUAUAGCUACUGCAAGAUUUCAAAUGCUUGCAAUAAUAAAGAUGAUAAAAGAAAUGAUACAAAACGGUAGAAUAGAAAGGACUGCGGCGGAAACUUGUAAAAAUUUAAAUUUAAAAGCAGAAGAAUUUUCUACCGCCCACAGUUUAUACGAUGAAAUCACUCGGAGAUUGAAGGAUUGUUUCAGACCGCAAGUAGAUUAUCAUUCGCAUGCAUCGAGAGUUAGUAUCAGUUAUCAAAUCUUCGCAAUGACACUACUGACAAGCGGUUACACAGACUUCGUACCAGAGCAUUUUUCAGACAUUGCGCUUUUAUUGAGUUCUUGCAGCGAUAUUAUUGGUACCGAGGUGGUGAUGAGCCUUAGAAAGAUUAUAACUUACAUAAAGAAAGAUGAAAAGGAUGAGGAAUUUAAAAUAGUUGAACCUACAAAAGGAAUUGAUUGGUUGAAAAUUAAUUGCCCAGCUGCUGCAGAAGAAUUGAACAAGUUUCUUAAAGAGCAUGGGCAUAGAUGUAUUCAGGAGAUGGACUUUAUCUCAGAACCAUGGGAUCUUAGACGUGAGAAUCUCAUCGUCACGCUUCAGACAAUGAUAUCAAUCCCGGAAACGAGCAGUCCAACUAAAGUACUCAGCGUGGAAGAAACAAUAACAUCGUUAAAAACACCAAAAUCAGCGAUUUCUAGAUGGCUCCUUAGAAAAAUUACACCUCUCUGCAGAAAAGCUGUUACGCGUAGAGAACUAACUAAAUCAAUUUUUGUAAAUGUGAUACACAGAUUCAGAUUAGCUUUUAGAAGAUUAGGAAAACUGAUGGUUUUAGAAGAAUAUAUACCUUCAGAGGAUCUAAUAUUCUUCUUAACGAUCGAGGAAAUAGGAGAAACUUUAAAUCACCGUAGUGCAAUAUUAGUACAAAAAGCUUGUCGUAGAAAACGAAUCUUUCCUAAAUUAAAAGAACUCGAAUAUCCAGAAUUUAACAUUGGUAUGCCGAACCCUAUAAAGAAAAGUAUAGAUGUGCCAAUAAGCGAUGGUAAUGUAAAGAUUGAAGGAACGUCGGUAUGCGGUGGUUCUAUUGUUGGCAGAGCAUGUGUAAUAACAGAUGUAUCACAAGCGAACACUAUACAACACGGUGAUAUUCUAAUUACUCGUUCUACUGACAUUGCUUGGAGUCCAUAUUUUUCGUUACUGAGUGGAAUAGUUACGGAAUUAGGAGGACUAAUAAGCCAUGGAGCUGUAAUAGCUAGAGAAUACGGGCUUCCUUGUAUCGUUGGCGCUAACAGAGCUACACAAUUUUUUCGAACAGGUAAAAUUUUAGUAUUCAGUAAAGAAAAAGAAAACGGAGAAUACACUAGAUAUAUAAAUGUAUUUUCAGGCGAUACUGUAUUACUGGUCGCGGAUACCGGCACUUUGCAACUAGUGAAGAAACACGAAUAAGAAAACCAAAAUCGUGUCUACCCUGCCCAUAUUGUCCACUCUCGCUUCUCAGCUUACGGACAACUAGAGAGAUUUUACUGUACGUUGUAAAAACAUAAUGUUGGUAAAUGUAGUGAUUUACUUACUUAGAUGCUUACGUUACUAGUACAACUAUACAGUGGUAACACGAUUAGGAUCAGCAAUCAACGUAGGAGUAUUAUUCUUUGUAUCACUGGCAAGACACGACAAUUGUAAAUGCAUGGAUGUUGCCACUUUUGAUAACAGCAUGUCGACUCGCAUGCGAUCUUCUUUGCUAACAGGUUGUGGUAUAGCAUCUAAAGCUUCUUCGAAGAAGUUUCUAAAAAAUAAAAGUAAAAUAAAAGUAUUUUAAUUGUAAGAUUACCAGUGCUAACGAAAAGAGAAUACUUACUUCGCCCUCGUCGUACUGUAAAAUUGUAAAGCAUUUCGUAAAAAUAUAAUGUCUGUUCGUGCUUGUACAACUCCGGCCGGUCGAAAUUGAGUCACGCAUGACAUAAGUCUCGCAAGUUCUUCCGCUACAGUUUCUACUAUAUGUGACAAUACUCGCUGUAAUAAAGCUGGCGCGACACGACGUACCUGUAAGAAAAAGAAAGCGUUACGAUAAAUAAAAACCGUGUUUCUAAAA
Molecule: messenger RNA, 6369 nt
Organism: Osmia lignaria (orchard mason bee)
Lineage: Eukaryota; Metazoa; Arthropoda; Insecta; Hymenoptera; Megachilidae
Biological process (GO): phosphorylation
Cellular component (GO): membrane
Molecular function (GO): ATP binding; kinase activity
Source: RefSeq, a predicted model, not a curated record